AUGUCCUUCCUCUCCCGCUUCAUCCGCCCCUUCUCCAUGAACAACGCACCCGCCGCCCCGAUGGCCGUCCCUCAAGGCGCGCAGACCGCCACCCUCGCCGCAGGCUGCUUCUGGGGCGUCGAGCACAUGUACCGGAAGGCGUUUGCAAACAAGGGCCUGCUCGAUGCGCGUGUGGGAUACAUUGGCGGCGACACCGACAGUCCCAGCUACCGCGCUGUAUGCUCAGGGCGCACUGGCCACGCUGAAGCCUUGCAAGUCGUCUACGACCCCGAGCAGCUUACAUAUCGCACCAUUCUCGAGUUCUUCUACAAGAUGCACGAUCCCACGACGGUGAAUCGGCAGGGCCCGGACACCGGGUCGCAGUACCGGAGCGGUGUUUUUUAUCACAAUGCCGAGCAAGAGAAGGAGGCGCGGGACAUCACAGAGAGGGUGAACCAGCAGUGGUGGAAGGGCGGCGUUGUCACAGAGAUACUACCCGCCGGUCAGUGGUGGGACGCCGAGGCAUACCACCAGCUGUACUUGGACAAGAACCCCAGCGGGUACGAGUGCCCGUCGCAUUUCUUGCGCAGUUUCCCGCCGCUGGACUACAGUAGUGGGGCAUGA
Molecule: messenger RNA, 603 nt
Organism: Paraphaeosphaeria sporulosa
Lineage: Eukaryota; Fungi; Ascomycota; Dothideomycetes; Pleosporales; Didymosphaeriaceae
Product: PMSR-domain-containing protein
Exons: 2
Coding region: 1-603 (200 amino acids)
Molecular function (GO): peptide-methionine (S)-S-oxide reductase activity
Source: RefSeq, a predicted model, not a curated record